ACGAGUCUGGGGAUUGCCCGCCUGACCCCUGACCGCUCACACCCUUUCUCCGUGAAAACCCAGAGCUUGACAUUUGACCAGCCACAGAAAUCCGACCUCUGACCCUAUACCACGUGCCCCUCCCCCACCCCGUGGUGACCUCACAAAGGUCACCAGCUUCUCCCUGGGCCUAGACGCUCCGCUAUGGCCCUGCUGGCCCGAGACAGCGCUGUCCCAUCUGCCCUGGUGGCCCUCACGGUCUUCAGGGCCCCUGCCUGGGCCUGUCUCAUCUGCUUCACGUCCUAUAAGGAGCGCACCCGCAUCUGCCAGAUCUUUGUGGGUACGCAGGGCCCCCAGCUGGAGGCGUGUCAGGAGGCAUUCAGCAGCGCCUUUGCAGACCUCGCGGACACCGAAAUCAACUACGAUGAGAGAAGCCACCUGCGUGACGCCUUCACCCAGAUGACCCACUCUCUCCAGGAGAUAGCUGUUGCCCAGGGCUCCUUUAAAGUUGCUUUCCUUGAAGCUGCCAAGAAAAUGCAGAAGGUCAUUAUGGAGCUUAAAGGAGCCCAGGCCUGCGUCCCUCCCUGCGGAUUCCAGGAUGUCGCGCGGCGCUUCGUCUGCUUCGGGUGCUACUCCAAGGCCUGCAACCUCCCGCUGGACUGCCCAGUUCAGGACUUGACGGUGACUCGGGGUCAGCAGGCUAAGUUCUCCUGCACUGUCAACUUCCAGCUGCCUAAGGAGGAAAUCACCUAUUCCUGGAGGUUCGCAGGAGGAGGUGUCCGAACGCAGGACCAGUCCUACUUCCGAGACAUCCCGCGGGCCCAAGGAUACCUGGCGCGGAUCCGGCCGGUGCAGCCCACGCACAGCGGGACGUUCUCUUGCUCGGUCCUGCACGACCAGCGCCCAGUGGCGCGGCUCUACUUCUUUCUUAACGUGACCAGUGCGCCCCCGCGUGGGGAGAUCGAGCUCCAGGUCUCCCUUCAGAAAGUGCUGCGCUGGAAGCCGCGGGAGACGGAGUUGGAGCCAUGGAGGCCCAGCCUGAGCGAGCUGCUGGCCAGGCCCGAAGCUCUGACGCCGGGCAACCAGUUCCUGCUCGCGGCCCUCGCGGCCAUCGCAUCAGCCAGUGCGACCCUUCUGGCGUGGAUAUUCUUUCGAUGGUACUUCAGGAGCAACUAACAAAGGUAUCAUUUUCUUACCUCCUUACCCUGUUUUCAUCCCUAAAAUAAAGAAUAUAUUUCAGCUCUC
Hyaena hyaena (striped hyena) is the source of this 1224-nucleotide messenger RNA. It is a transcript of the gene SPACA6, whose product is annotated as sperm acrosome associated 6. Lineage: Eukaryota; Metazoa; Chordata; Mammalia; Carnivora; Hyaenidae. The record is from RefSeq and is a predicted model, not a curated record. The transcript is spliced from 9 exons. Gene Ontology annotation, biological process: fusion of sperm to egg plasma membrane involved in single fertilization. The coding region runs from base 184 to 1155 and encodes 323 amino acids.